Molecule: messenger RNA, 602 nt
Organism: Staurois parvus
Lineage: Eukaryota; Metazoa; Chordata; Amphibia; Anura; Ranidae
Source: the annotation of a GenBank genome assembly
GUCCGGCGUCUUGUGGGACACGACAGGUCCCAGAAGACGCCGGGCCAUUCACAGUGCAGCGCUUCUCACGCAUGUGCAGUCAGCAGUCUCUGGUCAUCCCCUGUACUGCGUCCGCAGUCUCUGGUCAUCCCCUGUACUGCGUCCGCAGUCUCUGGUCAUCCCCUGUACUGCGUCCGCAGUCUCUGGUCAUCCCCUGUACUGCGUCCGCAGUCUCUGGUCAUCCCCUGUACUGCGUCCGCAGUCUCUGGUCAUCCCCUGUACUGCGUCCGCAGUCUCUGGUCAUCCCCUGUACUGCGUCCGCAGUCUCUGGCCAUCCCCUGUACGCGUCCGCAGUCUCUGGUCAUCUCCUGUACUGCGUCCGCAGUCUCUGGUCAUCUCCUGUACUGCGUCCGCAGUCUCUGGUCAUCUCCUGUACUGCGUCCGCAGUCUCUGGUCAUCAUCUCCUGUACUGCGUCCGCAGUCUCUCUGGUCAUCUCCUGUACUGCGUCCGCAGUCUCUGGUCAUCUCCUGUACUGCGUCCGCAGUCUCUGGUCAUCUCCUGUACUGCGUCCGCAGUCUCUGGUCAUCUCCUGUACUGCGUCCGCAGUCUCUGGUCGUCUCCU